This is a messenger RNA of Pteropus alecto (black flying fox), 1145 nucleotides long. It is a transcript of the gene HEXIM2, whose product is annotated as hexamethylene bisacetamide inducible 2. Gene Ontology annotation, biological process: negative regulation of cyclin-dependent protein serine/threonine kinase activity; negative regulation of transcription by RNA polymerase II. Lineage: Eukaryota; Metazoa; Chordata; Mammalia; Chiroptera; Pteropodidae. Gene Ontology annotation, molecular function: cyclin-dependent protein serine/threonine kinase inhibitor activity; 7SK snRNA binding. Gene Ontology annotation, cellular component: nucleus; cytoplasm; nucleoplasm. The record is from RefSeq and is a predicted model, not a curated record.
AUGUUGGAGGAUGGAAGGGAAUGUCGAAGAGGUGUCACUAGGCAUCUGCUGGGAGAUUUGGAACAGAAGAAGGUGGCCACUCUGAACCAGACAACUAAUACAGAAUCACCAGCAGCCCUGGAGGAGGCCAAGACCCCUGGUGCUCCUGGGAGCCCAGCAAUACCCGCUGAGCCUCACGACCCUGGCGGUUCCCUGCCCCUGACACCCCGCAUGGAGAGCCACUCAGAGGAGGAAGAUCCUAUGAGGGCUGGCAGUGACCUCGGCUGGAAAAGUAGGGGCCUCCAGACCCAGAGCCCAAGGGGCUGCUCAGUGGAGUCUGUGCUGGGCCGGAAGAAACACCGCAGGCGGCCUUCAAAGCGCAAGCGGCACUGGCGGCCCUACCUGGAACUGAGCUGGGCCGAGAAGCAACAGCGGGAUGAGAGGCAGAGCCAGAGGGCCUCCCGGGUCCGCGAGGAGAUGUUUGCCAAGGGCCAGCCCGUGGCGCCCUACAACACCACCCAGUUCCUGAUGAAUGACCGAGACCCUGAGGAGCCCGACCUGGAUGUGCCUCAUGGGGCCUCCCACCCAGGCUCCAGUGGAGAGAGCGAGGCAGGGGACAGCGACAGGCUAGGCCACGGUCACGGUGAGUUCCAGCAGAGAGAUUUCUCGGAGGCCUAUGAGCGCUACCAUACUGAGAGGCUGCAGGGCCGCAGCAAGCAGGAGCUGGUGCAAGACUACCUGGACCUGGAGCGGAGGCUGUCGCAGGCCGAGGAGGAGACAAGGAGGCUGCAGCAGCUGCAGAGGUGCACCAGCCGGCAGUCCUGUCGUCAGGUGGAGGAGCUGGCUGCAGAGGUAGAGAGGCUCCGGACAGAGAACCAGCGGCUUCGGCAGGAGAACGAAAUGUGGAACCGAGAGGGCAGCUCAGGUGGUGGGGAGCUGGGCACCUAGAGGUGCCCCCCCCCCCAGCCACGUUGACCUAAGGACACAGUUCCAUUUCAUACACACUCAGGCCAGCUGGGUCUCAAAGAGGCAGGUGUCAGAUGAAAACCACUCUCAGAAACCUCGUGCCCCAUGAGAACAGCUAAAACAGGAUCAGACUUCCACCUGUCAUUUCCACGAUUUGUUCUUUGGUGUCACCUUAUUUUUCACAAAGAAAUUAAAUGGUU